Molecule: messenger RNA, 3680 nt
Organism: Phyllotreta striolata
Lineage: Eukaryota; Metazoa; Arthropoda; Insecta; Coleoptera; Chrysomelidae
Source: the annotation of a GenBank genome assembly
UAUGAUUGUGGGUAUUGGUUAUGGUGGUGAAUUCGAUUGGAUUGGACGGGAAAAUAAUCAUUUGUAAAAACUGAUUGGCUCUAUUUAAAGGCGCCUUAAUUUUCAAUAUUCGGAUAGUUCUAAUUACUAUAAUAAUAUUUUUAUAAGCAACGAAGAUGUCCACCUCGCUGUUUUUCGUUAAUGCGGAUUCCAACGAGGAUAAAUCCGAUACGCAAUGCGUAGAUGAUCAAUCUCAAACCCAAAGCGAAGCACAACAAGCUUUAAAUCAAUUUUGGCCAAAGGUUAUGGAAGAAAUAAAGGCUAUUAAGAAUAUGGAUUUAAAGCAGCAAGUGUUGCCAUUAGCUCGUAUUAAAAAGAUAAUGAAACUAGACGAAGACGUUAAAAUGAUCAGUGCAGAAGCGCCCUUGUUGUUUGCGAAAGCUGCUGAAAUUUUUAUACAUGAAUUAACAUUAAGAGCUUGGAUACACACGGAAGAUAACAAACGAAGGACACUACAAAGGAACGAUAUAGCCAUGGCAAUUACUAAAUACGAUCAGUUCGAUUUCCUAAUCGACAUUGUCCCCAGAGAUGACAUAAAACCCACUAAAAUCAGGGAUGAGACCAGGACUGGUUCGAAUCCGGAUCAGGUGCAUUAUUACUUUCAACUUGCCCAACAGCAUCAUGCUAAUUUACAACAAAAUAAUACGUCGCCUACUUCGACCCCAAGCGGAAGCCAACCACAGCAAGGUACCAUUCAAAUAGUACAACCACAGCAAGUGCAGACAGUGCAAGUUAAUGCUAUCGAACAGACUGCUCAAAAUACUUCAUCUCCAACAAGCACCAGCCCAGCCCAAACACCAGUAAUUUUACAGCAAGGGCAAAUAGCACAGAAUCAAGGAAACGUGCAAAUAAUCCAACAAAUCGUCACGCCUACGGGAGAAAUACAACAAAUACCUAUUCAACUGACUCCGCAACAACUGCAAUUGAUUAAGAUGCAAUUGCAGGGCAAUUCAUCGCAACCUGUGAUAAUCCAAACUGCUCCGAUUGCUACCAGCCAGCAGUCCCAGUUAAUCCAGGUGGCUCAGCCGAGCGCGGGGGGACAGCAGGUAUUUUUGACGCAGGGCAGCAGUAGUUCGGAGAAUGAGUAAUGUUAAAAAUUUGAUUUUUUUAUUUAUACAUAAAAAAUAAUUUACAAGUAAGACUUUCAUUUACAAACUCAACGCAAUAAUGAUGUAAUAGGUUUGCAAUUUUUUUUACAUUUUCGAAUAUGAUACAAAUAUAAAUAAUUUCUAGCGUAUAUUUGAAUAUUGUUCCCAUUAUUCUUUUAUAGCUCUCUUUUAGGCAAUAAUAAAUUUAGGUAUUAAGGUACAUUUUAUCGCAGAACAGAUCACUUUAAGAUAACCAACAGGAACGUUAUUAAUAAACUGAUUAUAAUACAAUAAAUUAAUAAUUAAUACUGUCGAAAUUUAACUUAGUAUAUAAGUUAUGUACAAAAAUAUUACAAAAAAAAUCUUUUUAGCUUUAAAUUAAUUUGAAUUAAGUACACAAAUGAAAAUGAAAUUUAUCUUCUGAAGCCUGUUCGCAUACAUAUUUUUUGUUACUUAAAUACUAUCAACAUGAAUUUGGAGUAAGUAUCCAAAAAAGUAUAUUUUAUAUAAAAGACACUUUUUUAAGCAACAUUGUAAUGUGGUUUUAGAAUUUUGUACUAUAGAGUCAAUUGUUAGUUUCGACGGUUACAAUUUGUUUCAUAUAGCAAAAUAAACGGAUUUACAAAUUAAUCAGCAAGGUAAUAAAGAAAAAAGCUGGCGAAAACAACAAAAUUUUCUCCAUGCUGAAAUUACAGCACAUAAAAAUUUAGCUAUCAAUAAUUUAUUUUUUAUUACUUCACCAGCUCUCUCCCGUAUAUAUUCUACGCAUUCGUCAGAUAUGGAUACAAUUUCUGUGGGCAGUUAAAAACAUCUAUUUUUAGGCUAUCCAUCAAUUUUUCUCGACAAUAAAAUUUGAAGCGUCAACAAUAAAUUAGAACAUCUCUUGUAAAAUGUAUUUUUAAGGCAUUUUUUUAUAAAGGGUGUGAAGUUGGCACUUGGCAGUCUUUAUUUGGUGCGCCAAACUAUUAACGAUCAAAUGAAAUUUAUUGUACAUUUAAAAAUAUGUGAACUGAUGUAUUUGAUGAUAAUGCAUUCUAAGAAACUAUGCUUUAUUCUCUCCUAAAUACUUACAAAACAUGAAGCAUUUAGAAAGAAUAUGCCCGAAAUAAUAGUUGCAAUCAUACCUAUAAUUUGUGUAAAAAAUUAUUAUUAAAGUUAAAUGCACAGGGAAAGCAUUUUUUGCACAAUUAUCAUCAUACUUAUCAAAUUUACACAAGUUUUCGUACAUUUUAUAAACACUACCUACUUUCAUUAAUUACUUAUAGUUCAUUGGAUCCGAUUUAAAAACAUCACAAUAUAGAAAAGUCAAAAAGGCAAUGAUUUAACAGAUUAGUGCUAUAAACAAUUAACAACCUCAGUGUACAUUUACAUAUAAAAUUUACAUAAUUUACAAAUAUAUACGAGAAACUACAAAUUUUAAUAUUCUACGAUUAUUUAUACAGGGUUAAAAGACCAUCAAACACCCUGUAAAGAAACAAUAAUAGGGCACAUUUGCAGGCAAAAAGGCUCAACAAUUUAUAUUUUUUUUAGCCAAUAUCACAGCAAUUUGAAAACUUUCCACAUUGAAGCCUUUAAUUUAUUCGACAUUUACGAAGUAAUAAGACACUUUGUUUAAAUAAUGUUACUACAUAUGAUCAGUAUAACGAAACAGUCUACUUUUUACAUACAUUUUGGUAAUAGUUGUGAGGUAUAGAUUUUCCAAAGUUACUUCAAUACGAUAUAAAAAAUGCAAAUAUUCUUAACCAAUAAAAGUUAUAGUUUACCGAGUUGAUUUGAUAUUUAAGAAUUUCAGUAUGAAAAAAAAAAUAUUUCAGUGCUUUUAACAAAACUUGGUUAUACCUAAUCCUCAAGACAGUAUCAAAAACUCAACAAUACACAUUGUAAGGGCUAGAAAUGUAUACUUUUGAUUAAAAACAUCACUUACGUCCAAUUAGACGUAAGACAAAGAUCAAGACCUCGACCGUAAAUUAUAAGAUUUACUAUAACCCGGUCGAUCCGAUUCGAGAAAAUCGGAAUCCGAACUGGGUAUCUUCGACCUAAUCGCCAUAGCCGGAUGACAGCACUUGUAAUAGAUAAGUAAAAACGUUAUACCCAACAAAAACGUGACGAUCUGCCCGCCGGCGGCCCCGUAAUACAACACCGGGUUAUCACCGGAAUUAUUUGUGACGCACCACACGACCAACGCCGCCGUGUUUUCCAUAAAACAGACCAGAUAGUAGGCCAGAUAGACGUACCUCGUCUGUCCGUCCCGCGGCGAAAUGAACGCCAGCACGUACGCCAGGCCCAGGGCGGUCGACAGCAGCAAUUCCUCGCAUCUGUUACCGCACGCCGCCGUCUGGUGUUGCCCCAAAGCCAGCCACGUGGACAUUACGCCCCAAUGGAGGGCGCACACGCACCCCAUCCAUACCGGGAAUAUCGACGCCAGCAGGCUUAGAGCCAGGACUCUGGAUACUGGAACAGAACAGUGUGGGUUGUAGUAAAAAAAAAAUCGUUAGUUACAUGGUCUUAUUUAGUUGAUAAAUAUUAGCGUAGUUUGCAAUAAAUGUUAAUGAU